GAUUCAUUCUAUUCAGUGUGUGACUUUUUCAAUAAAUUACCUUUCAGUUUUUUUUUAUGGGUUCUUGUAUUGACGUUAUUUGUAGUUCUUUUGCAGUGUUAUAAUUUGAUACGGAAUUGGAAUUUUGGAUUGAUUUAUUUAAUAGUAGUUUGAACAAUAAGAGGAUUUUUUAUUUUUGAUUUUUAAUCCUCAAUCGGGCAUAGUUUCUUUACAAAUUCUUGUAUAUUUGUUAAUAUGCAGUAGUGUUUUGUCCAGCCUUAAUUUUUGAUAAAUUUCUUAACUUUUCUCAUUUAAAGGGUUUUUCCCAAUUGUUCUGAAUUUUUCGGGAUAGGAGUUCUACACACUUGAAGGCAUACACAUGGAAGAAGUGUUAAAAGAGGUUUAUGGUGCUUGAGCUAAAUUCUCAAUAGUUCUUUAAAGGGAGAAAGAGCAGAAACAGAUGGGAAAUAAUUGUGUUAGUGCAAGGAUUUCUGAGGAUGGGUUUUUCCACACGAUUUCUCAUUCAUUACGGUGGUCUACAUCACCCGAAAUGAUCACUUAUAAUGAGAAAGAAAUAAGUCAGGAAAGAUCUAAUGUUACGAAAGAGCCAGAAGUUCAGAAUAAGGCCCCGGAAUUGGUGAAGAUAGGCGAGGAGACCAGGAAACUUGAGACGGCAAUCAUAGUCAUGGAAGAGGGAAAACAAACUGAGGCCAGAAGAUGGGAAGAGGUGAUCAAGAUCACGAAUAAGGACAGAAGUAUUGCUCAAACCACUAUACCGGAACACUUGACUGCGAUCAUGAACGAGAAGGCUAAACCGGUUCUGCCCCCAAAACCCAAGCAACCUCACAAUGUAAAGAGGCUGGCGACUGUUGGUCUUCAGGUGGAUUCCGUGCUAAGAACCGAAACAGGACAUUUGAAAGAGCAUUAUAAUUUGGGGCCCAAACUUGGAAACGGGCAGUAUGGAACGACUUUUCUUUGUGUGGAGAAAGAAACACAAAAGGAGUAUGCAUGUAAAUCCAUUGCAAAGAGGAAAUUGUUAACCAUGGAAGAUGUUGAGGAUGUGAGGAAAGAAAUUCAGAUCAUGUAUCAUUUAUCCGGGCACCCUAAUAUCAUUUCUAUACAAGGUGCUUAUGAAGAUUCUGUGGCUGUUCAUGUUGUCAUGGAACUGUGUACGGGAGGCGAGUUAUUUGAUAGAAUCAUUAAGCAGGGGCAUUAUUCGGAGAAAAAAGCAGCCGAGCUUACUAGGACAAUAGUUGGUGUAAUAGAAUCAUGCCAUUCUUUGGGAGUCAUGCACGGAGACCUCAAGCCCGAGAAUUUUCUCUUUGUUAACGAGGAUGAGGAUUCACCCUUAAAGAUUAUAGAUUUUGGAUUAUCAGUCUUCUUCAAACCAGGGCAAAUUUUCACUGAUGUGGUUGGGAGCCCUUAUUAUGUUGCUCCGGAAGUGCUUCGCAAUCGUUAUGGACCAGAGGCAGACGUAUGGAGCGUGGGUGUGAUUAUUUAUACCCUUCUUAGUGGUGUGCCUCCAUUUUGGGGUGAAAGUGAGCAAGAAAUAUUUGAAGACGUUUUGUAUGGCGACCUUGACUUCUCAUCAGAUCCUUGGCCCAAAAUAUCUGAAAGUGCUAGAGACUUGGUGAAGAAAAUUCUUGUGAGAGAUCCAAGAAAGAGGUUAACUGCUCAUGAAAUUCUUUGUCACCCUUGGGUGCAGGUCGAUGGAGUAGCUCCCUACAAACCUCUUGAUUCUGCAGUUUUAAGCCGCUUGAAACAGUUUUCGGCCUUGGACAAGCUCAAGAAAAUUGCUCUUAGGGUCAUUGCGGAAAGUCUCCCCCAAGAAGAAAUUGCAGGGUUAAGAGAAAUGUUCAAAAUGUUAGACACGGACAGCAGUGGUAAGAUCACUUUUGAAGAACUCAAGGGUGGUCUAAAACGAUUUGGAGCUAAUGUUGAUGAAUCUGAGAUAUAUGAUUUGCUAAAAGCCGCAGAUGUUGACAAUAGUGGUACAAUUGACUAUGGUGAGUUCAUUGCUGCAACGUUGCGUCUGGACACGAUUGAGAAGGAAGAUAAUCUAUUUACAGCAUUUUCAUACUUCGACAAAGAUAGAAGAGGUUACAUUACACGAGAUGCACUUCAAAAGGCUUGUGAAGAGUUCGGCAUGCAGGAUGUUCACUUGGAAGAAAUUAUCCAAGAAGCUGAUCAAAACAAUGAUGGCAGGAUAGAUUACAAUGAAUUUGUGGCCAUGAUGCAUAAAGGAAAUACGGAUUCAGGUAAGAAAAAUCUACAGAAUAAUAUUGAUAUUGGAUAUAGGGAGGCAAUGCAAGUCUGUUGAACUGUAUAGAAAUCCAUUAGUGUUGAGCAUCGAGAAAUAGUUAACUAGGAUUAUUUUCAAGAAUGUUGGAUAUUUAUGAUUCUAUGAUCACAAGGAAAUAAUGUGUCUAUUAUUUCGAAGUA
Olea europaea var. sylvestris is the source of this 2421-nucleotide messenger RNA. Its product is annotated as calcium-dependent protein kinase 26-like. The record is from RefSeq and is a predicted model, not a curated record. The transcript has 7 exons. NCBI's taxonomy places the organism in Eukaryota, Viridiplantae, Streptophyta, Magnoliopsida, Lamiales, Oleaceae. Gene Ontology annotation, biological process: intracellular signal transduction; peptidyl-serine phosphorylation; protein autophosphorylation. Bases 440 to 2299 code for a protein of 619 amino acids. Gene Ontology annotation, cellular component: nucleus; cytoplasm. Gene Ontology annotation, molecular function: calcium-dependent protein serine/threonine kinase activity; calmodulin binding; calcium ion binding.